AUGGCCUCCAACUCGAGACUCGGCUGGUUGACGUCGCUUGACGUCACCUCCACCCCUGACAAGUCGUACCGUCGCUCUUCAAUCAUCGGAACGAUCGGUCCUAAGACUAACGAUCCAGAAGUCCUGGUCAAGCUCCGCAAAGCUGGUCUGAACAUCGUGCGGAUGAACUUCUCGCACGGUUCGUACGAGUACCACCAGAGCGUGGUGGACAAUGCCCGCAAGUCCGAGGAGCUGUAUCCAGGCCGUCCUUUGGCAAUUGCUCUCGACACCAAGGGCCCUGAGAUCAGAACCGGAACCACCCGUGGUGAGGUAGACUACCCUAUUCAAGCCGGACACGAGAUGGUGUUUACCACUGACUUGCAGUAUGCCAAGGCCUCCGAUGACAAGAUCAUGUUCAUCGACUACGCCAACAUUACCAAGGUGAUUGAGCCAGGCAAGAUCAUUUACAUCGACGACGGUGUUCUUUCGUUUGAGGUUUUGCAGAUCGUGGAUGACAAGACUUUGAAGGUCAGAUCCAUCAACGCCGGAAAGGUUUGCUCCCACAAGGGUGUCAACCUGCCCAACACUGACGUGGACUUGCCCGCUUUGUCCGACAAGGACAAGGCCGAUCUGCGCUUCGGUGUUAAGAACAAGGUCCACAUGGUGUUUGCCUCGUUCAUCAGAACCGGUAACGACAUCAAGGAGAUCCGCAAGGUCCUCGGUGAAGACGGUGCCCAGAUCCAGAUCAUUGCCAAGAUCGAGAACCAGCAGGGAGUCAACAACUUUGACGAGAUUCUCAAGGAGACCGAUGGUGUCAUGGUUGCCAGAGGAGAUCUUGGUAUUGAAAUCCCAGCUCCUCAGGUGUUUGUGGUCCAAAAGCAGCUCAUUGCAAAGUGCAACCUUGCUGGUAAGCCAGUCAUUUGUGCCACUCAGAUGCUUGAGUCCAUGACCUACAACCCUCGUCCCACUAGAGCCGAAGUCUCUGAUGUCGGUAACGCCAUCUUGGACGGUGCCGACUGUGUCAUGCUGUCUGGAGAGACUGCCAAGGGUAACUACCCUAUCGAGGCUGUUGCCAUGAUGCACCAGACCUGUUUGAUUGCCGAGAAGGCCUGGGCCUACAAGACCAACUCGUACGAGAUCCGCGAGCUCACUAACCGUCCUACCGAGACCGCCGAGACCUUGGCCAUGGCCGCUGUUUCAUCCCACUUUGAGCAGGGUGCAAAGGCCAUCAUCGUCCUGUCCACUUCAGGAACCACCGCCAGACUCUGUUCCAAGUACAGACCUGACUGUCCAAUCAUCAUGAUCACCAGAAACAAUGAGGCUGCCAGGUAUUCCCACCUUUACCGCGGAGUGUACCCAUUCAUCUACGGCGAGGACCGUAUCGAGGAAUGGCAAGAGGACGUUGAGAAGCGUCUCCAGGUUGGAGUUAGUGAGGCAAUUGAGCUCGGAAUCCUGUCUAAGGGAGACUCCAUCAUCGCCGUCCAGGGAUGGACCAAGGGUUUGGGCCACACAAACACCUUGCGUGUUCUUACCGCAUGA
This is a messenger RNA of Kuraishia capsulata CBS 1993, 1518 nucleotides long. RefSeq lists its product as uncharacterized. The coding region runs from base 1 to 1518 and encodes 505 amino acids. The transcript has a single exon. Gene Ontology annotation, molecular function: magnesium ion binding; pyruvate kinase activity; potassium ion binding. The record is from RefSeq and is a predicted model, not a curated record. NCBI's taxonomy places the organism in Eukaryota, Fungi, Ascomycota, Pichiomycetes, Pichiales, Pichiaceae. Gene Ontology annotation, cellular component: cytoplasm. Gene Ontology annotation, biological process: glycolytic process.